AAAUGAAAAACACUCGCUCUAUCUUGAUUUUUAGUCAAUCGAGUAUAACAGUUACAAGAGAGUAGUGAAGCGAUAACACAAUUCUCUUGAAAUACAAAAUCGUACAAAAUCCAACAACGGCGUGGAAAAAACCCAAUUAAUUUAAAUUGUUUACAUAGACACAAAAUAUUACAAGAAAUUUAAUGUUUGAAUUAGUUUGAGUGAAACAAUGGAAUUAAAAAACAAUCGAAAAGAUGACAGGCACAAAUUUCGGAGAUUUUUUUCGCAGUUUUUUGUAGUCUCAGUCGAAAAUUUACACCUUUUCACCUCUGGCGUUUGCUAUGCAUUGCCAACAAUUGUAAUACCUGCUUUGACAAAACAUAGUAAUGAACACAAUAAAAGUGAAUUCCUAACCAUAACAUCUGUUCAAGCGUCAUGGAUGGGUUCAUUUAUGAUUAUACUUAAUUUGUUUGGAAGCUUAUUAUCGGGAUUUGUGACAGAUCCAAUAGGUCGAAAAAGAGCGAUGAUUCUUGUGAGUAUUCCAUUCAUAAUUGGAUUUUGUAUACUGUACCUUUGUACCUCUUCUGUAUCUGCCGUCUUUGUUGGACUUACAUUCCUUUCCUUGGCUGACGGACUGAUGACUACACCAAUCAUGAGCUACUUGGGGGAAAUAAGUGAAGUAUCAAAUCGAAGUCUAUUUAAUGGCUACGGUAACAUUGUUCUAUCCUUUGGAAUCUUUGUGGCUUAUGAAUUAAAUACGAUGAUGUCUUGGCGAAAAGUGUGCUUUAUUUGUGCAAACCUACCGUUAAUUACAGCAAUUGCUGUUUUCUUUUUGCUUCCCGAAACACCACAAUUUCUCCUCUCGAAGAACCGAACUGCUGAGGCCAAAGUGUCGCUCCGCCGCCUGCGAGGAUGGGUGCCAUAUGAAGCUGUAGCUCAAGAAUUCGAAGAUUUACAGCGACAAAGUGAACGAUCAAAAUCAUGUUACACUUGCAUUAAACAAGAUUUAGCAUGUACUCAUGCGCUGCCAACCAUGAGUGAAAAGUUAGCCGAAUUAAAACGAAAACAAACGCUAAAACCACUCUGCAUUAUUAUCACGCUCUUUUUCCUGUUUCCGUUUACGGGCAUUGUGGCAAUGAGACCGUAUAUGUUGCAAAUAUUUAAAGCCUAUAACAGUCCCAUUGAACCGGACCAAGCAGUGACAAUCCAAUCAAUUUUUGAUAUUUUAGGAACAAUAAGUAUGAUGCUCUUGGUUAGGUUCACGGGCAAACGACGACUUUACCUAUUCUGCAUGUCGGCUGUAUUGGUUUGCAGUGCGACCAUCACAUGGUACGGAUUCACAUAUUUACCACCCUCCAGAUAUAUUUCCAUCGAUCAACACAAACCAUUUCAAUUGGACAACAAGGCACUCGAGUACAUUCCAUUCAUUUGUUUGAUGACAUGGAGCUAUUUCACAACGUGCGGUCUCUAUGGAAUUCCUUGGAUUCUGUUCUCCGAAAUAUUUCCAUUCAAAUCGCGUGGCAUCGCUUGCGGUGUGUCAGCUUCCACGUUGUUUGUUUUCGUUUUCAUCGGUGAGAAAACAUACCUUAACUUAGAGGCGACUCUUUCGCUGCCCGGUGUUUCAUUGCUGUUCACUUGCAUUUCCUUCUUCGGUCUUAUGGUGGCGUACAACAUUUUACCAGAAACGGAAAAUCGAUCCUUAGAGGAUAUUGAAUUACAUUUUGCAGACAAUUCCAAAGGGUUGACUGAUCACAAAAUUGCAAUUUCCAAGCCUCAAGACAAAACUCAACUUAUAGAAGGCGACAACAACAACAACAAUCAUUUAUAGACCGAUAAGUGUUAGUGUCAACUUAUAGAAGGCGACAAAAAAAUCUUCGAUUUAGUUUACAUCGGAAUUAGUUUCAGGGACAUUAACUGGAUAUAAUAAAUAAAAUAAAUACACCCUAAUUUACGCUUAUAGUCUG
Contarinia nasturtii (swede midge) is the source of this 1943-nucleotide messenger RNA. RefSeq names its product facilitated trehalose transporter Tret1-like. Bases 209 to 1807 code for a protein of 532 amino acids. Gene Ontology annotation, molecular function: transmembrane transporter activity. The record is from RefSeq and is a predicted model, not a curated record. Lineage: Eukaryota; Metazoa; Arthropoda; Insecta; Diptera; Cecidomyiidae. The transcript is spliced from 8 exons. Gene Ontology annotation, cellular component: membrane. Gene Ontology annotation, biological process: transmembrane transport.